Molecule: messenger RNA, 1431 nt
Organism: Tarenaya hassleriana
Lineage: Eukaryota; Viridiplantae; Streptophyta; Magnoliopsida; Brassicales; Cleomaceae
Product: dof zinc finger protein DOF2.5-like
Exons: 2
Coding region: 130-1224 (364 amino acids)
Biological process (GO): regulation of DNA-templated transcription
Molecular function (GO): DNA binding; DNA-binding transcription factor activity
Source: RefSeq, a predicted model, not a curated record
GCCAACGCAUAUAGAGCCAUCGCCCAGGAAAAAAAAAUUGUCUCCAAAAACAUUCUCUCUUUGCCUUUACUCUCUCUCUCUCUCUCUCUCUCUCUCUCUCUCUCUGCGGCUUUCUCUUUGUCGGAAUUCAUGGACGCUACGAAGUGGACGCAGGGUUUUCAAGAAAUGAUAAACGUAAAACCCAUGGAGCACAUUAUUCAUAAUAACAUCGCACAACCGACGUGCACCACAGGCACAAGCACCGUCCUCGUCAACAGUAUAGCUAACACCGGCCCAGGCGGCUGCGGUGGAAACGCAAACGCAAACGCAGCCGCCGCCACCACGGCGGCUGAGAAAAAAGCAAGGCCGCAAGAGAAACUGAACUGCCCGAGAUGUAACUCAACAAACACCAAGUUUUGUUACUACAAUAACUAUAGUCUCACACAACCAAGGUACUUCUGCCGAGGCUGUCGAAGGUAUUGGACCGAAGGUGGCUCUCUUCGUAACGUCCCUGUUGGAGGAAGCUCGAGGAAGAACAAGAGGUCCUCCUCGGCAAUCUUCCCGACGUCGUCCACGUCAGCAACGUCGGCGCUUUCCUCUUCGUCUUCGCUUGGUAUGACCACCAAGUUACCAGAUCUAAACCCACCGGUUCUCUUCUCAGGACAGAACCCUAAGUCAACGUCGACGCAGCAACAAAAAGGGUCAUCUCAAGAUCUCAACUUGUUGUCUUUCCCUGUCAUGCAAGACGGUCAUCAUCAUCAGAACAUGUCUCAGUUUCUUCAGAUGCCCAAGAUCGAGAACAGCAUUACUCAACCAAACCCUAACGGUUCUUUAUCUUCUUUGUAUGUGUCUUCGUCUCCUGUUUCAGCUCUCGAGUUUCUGAGAACUGGGGUUUCUUCAAGAGGUUUCAACACGUUCAUUCCUGGUCCCAUGAUCGAUUCAAACACAGUUCUUUACUCUUCAUCAGGGUUUCCGACAAUUGCGGAUUACAAGCCAAGUAAUCUCUCUUUUGCCGGAAAUAUCGGACACAACAACAACAACGGUAACACCAGGUCUCAUGAAACUAAUGAGGAUAUAAAUGGAUCAGGUAGGGUUUUGUUUCCAUUUUCGGAGAUGAAAGAGCUCUCGAGCACCACAACACAAGAAGUUGGUGAUAAUGAUGAUCAUCAGCAGAAGAGUCAAGUCAAUUCGAGCGCUAAUGCUUAUUGGAGUGGAAUGUUCAGUGCUACAGGACCUUCAUGGUGAAGAAAUGAUGCACUCAAGUUUUAAAAAAUGGAGAUUAUCAGCUUAGCUUUCUUCCUCAUUUAUUUCUUUUUUAUUUUAAAGCCCUUUCCUUUUCCUUUCAACGAUCUUUUUCUCACAUGGAGGACUUUACUUAAAGUUGUCGGAACUAUCUAACAGAGAGUCUUGUCUUUCUCUCUCUCUUCUUUUUUUUUUUACCUUUUUUUUUUG